This is a messenger RNA of Hypoxylon fragiforme, 1995 nucleotides long. Its product is annotated as MFS general substrate transporter. Gene Ontology annotation, biological process: transmembrane transport. Gene Ontology annotation, cellular component: membrane. Gene Ontology annotation, molecular function: transmembrane transporter activity. The transcript has 10 exons. Bases 130 to 1836 code for a protein of 568 amino acids. The record is from RefSeq and is a predicted model, not a curated record. NCBI's taxonomy places the organism in Eukaryota, Fungi, Ascomycota, Sordariomycetes, Xylariales, Hypoxylaceae.
AUGCAGAAGCGAUGUAUUAUUGCAUCAAGGUAACUGGCGAUUUCUGGGGUAGGUAUCUCGAGAAAUAUUUGCGCUACAUACAUAUGCUAUGUACGUAAGUAGAUAUCUUGAACUACCGCUGAAACUAUCAUGGCAACCGUCGUCCCUUCGCUAGUAUUCGAGAAAUCCGCCCUUACCGAUGAUGCAGAGUUUGGACCGGACGAGGAAAGAAUCAGUGAUGCAGUUCCUCCGUUGGGGAAGCCUGAAGCUCGUAAGAAGUUCUGGUUCCAGAAGUCGAAGGACUAUGACCCAGAUGCGAUCGCGACUCAACCUAGCGUUUACGAUAAUCCCGACGUAGCUCCUCAGUAUAAACCUCGCGAUGAUUGGGAAAACAUUCACAGAUUCGACCCAAAAGCGAGAUGGACAUGGGGCGAAGAAAGCAAAGUGAUCCGGAAGAUCGACUGGCGGAUCAUGACCUGGGUAGCAAUAAUGUUCACAGCGAUGGAGUUAGAUCGCGCGAACCUUUCCCAAGCUCUUUCUGACAACUUCAUCGAGGAUAUGGGUAUGACUACAAACGACUACAACCUGGGCAACACGAUCUACGCUCUCUGCUUCCUCGCCGGCGAGUUCCCAGCGCAGCUACUCGCGAAGUGGCUGGGACCCGAUCGAUGGAUCCCAUCCCAGAUCGUGUUAUUCUCUAUCGUCUCUGCAUCCCAGUUUUCGCUUCAAGGACGUCCAUCCUUUCUCGUCUGUCGCGCACUCCUAGCUUUGCUGCAAGGGGGCUUUAUCCCCGAGUGUGUGCUGUAUCUUUCAUACUUCUACAAACACCAUGAACUUACCAUCCGCCUGAGCUUCUUCUGGUCGGGAAUGUUCAUGGCCGAUGUGGUUUCUGCAAUCGCUGGCUUUGGAUUGCUCCAUAUGCGAGGUGUGGAUGGUCACCCUGGCUGGCGGUGGCUGUUCUUGAUUGAGGGGAUCAUCACUGGUAUUAUUGGCCUUAUAUCGUAUGUCAUGAUGCCAGCAGGGCCAACCCAAACAGCAGGCCGGUGUCGAGGAAAGCAUGGAUGGUUCACAGAGCGUGAGGAAAUAAUCAUAGUCAACAGAAUCAUCAGAGACGAUCCAAGCAAGAGCACAAUGCACAACAGACAGCCCAUCACCCCAAAAUUACUCUGGAGAAGUUUGACAGAUGUCGAUCUCUGGCCACUCUACGCCAUCGGGCUCACCUUCAACAUCCCCACCUUCUCGCCACAGCAGUAUCUCACCCUUUCCCUGCGAGGCCUGGGCUUCGACACUUUCCAGACCAACCUCUUGUCAAUCCCGUACUUGGUUUUGAAGAUCUUCAACAUGAUGGCGCUUAGCUUGCUCGCGGAGUACACGCAUCAACUGGCAGCCAGCGCAUCGAUUUUCCAAUUCUGGUGUCUGCCAUUUCUAGUCUAUUUACGGGUGGUGGACACAACGAAGGCAUCGAAAUGGCUGACCUGGGCGAUGAUCUCGUUGCUACUGGCAGCUCCCCUUGGUCAUCCCGUACAAGUCGGCUGGAUCUCCCGGAACGCGAACUCCGUCCGUUCCCGAACUGUCGGUACUGCGCUGUACAACAUGUUUCUACAGGCCGGGGUGAUCAUCUCGUCUAACAUCUACCGCGCGGACGACGCUCCGCUAUAUCGGCGAGGGAAUAGCAUUUUACUAGGUAUCUUGGGCCUGAACCUGGUGCUUUACGUGCUUGCAAAAUUGUACUACGUCUGGCGCAACCGUACCAGAGAGCGGAAAUGGAAUGCCAUGACCCCUGAAGAGAGGCUGGUCUACCUCGCUGACCACCAGGAUGUGGGGAACAAGAGGCUGGACUUUAGAUUGGCAUCCUGAGAUCAAGCCAGGUAGGUUAGGCAUGCCUUUAGUAUACCUAGUAGACUUUUAGCAGUCCAGGGUGUGAAGAUUCAGUGCAGAACCCAAUAUUCAUACAUCUGGCACACACCCCUUAGCAUGCUAGUAGGGAAUCUAGAAUGGGCAAAAACUUGAUCGAAU